This is a messenger RNA of Mesoplodon densirostris (Blainville's beaked whale), 5834 nucleotides long. It is a transcript of the gene TSHZ3, whose product is annotated as teashirt zinc finger homeobox 3. The transcript is spliced from 3 exons. Gene Ontology annotation, molecular function: DNA binding; DNA-binding transcription factor activity, RNA polymerase II-specific. Gene Ontology annotation, biological process: regulation of transcription by RNA polymerase II. Gene Ontology annotation, cellular component: nucleus. Lineage: Eukaryota; Metazoa; Chordata; Mammalia; Artiodactyla; Ziphiidae. The record is from RefSeq and is a predicted model, not a curated record. The coding region runs from base 981 to 4226 and encodes 1081 amino acids.
UGGGCUCCGGCCCUCGCCGGGACUCUCGGACGCGGGGCCCAGGAAACUCCCUGGGCCCCAGCGGCGCGCCCGGGAGCAGCACCGCCUCGGGGGCAGUAGGCCUGGCGGCCGCCCCCGCAUUCCCGCCAACGCCGCCCGGCAGCGCCCGGAGCCGGCCCCGCCGCUGCCGCCCCAUUCCCGGCCCAAGAGCUGGCCUAGGGAGACGCAAUCGAGCCCGCAGCGCAUCGAUGCGCCGCCGCCCGCGCCUCUCCAGCUCCCGCUCAGUCGGCGCCGCUGGGGGGUCGUCCCAGUGAGCUCCGGCCCACCAGCGCCCUAGCGGCCGCCCCUUGCCUGUUGCCGACGCCGCCGCUCCAGCCGCGCAGCGGGCAUAAGACUGGACCGCCGAGCCCCGGGCCGCGGCGGCGGCGGCUGAGCGCCCCCUCCGAUGUCGUGACCCCCUGCCCGGGGGCGGGGGCCGGGGCUUCACCGGCCGGGGCCGCUCCCGCGCUCUUCCUCCCACCCCUCUGCCCGCCUUCUCCCCCUCUCCCCGCCCCCCGGCCCUGAACCCCGCGCACCUCGUCUGGGGACGGGGCGGGGGGGGGCAGGGCCGCUGCUCCUCCCCGCCCCCUCCUCCUCCGGCCUCUGGAGCGAUUUGUCAAACUUCCCAAUCCGCCGGCAGCGCGGUCCUCCUCCUCCUCCUCCUUCACCACCUCCUCCUCCUCCUCCUCUGCCUCCUCCUCCCCCCGCGCUCCUCCCUCCCCGCGCCUCCCUCGCCCGCCCUCCUUCUUCCCUCCGCACGUUCGGGGAUCGCGGCGGAGCGCGGAGCGGGGGGGACGCGGAGAGCCGGGGCUCAGCAGCAUCCUGCGGGCGGCCGCUCUCCGGGGGGGAGGCUGAGAGCCGGCCCGCCUCGCCCCCCCGCGGGCCCGCCGCCCCUCCCUCCCUCUCCUCAGCCCGGCAGCGGCGGCGGCGGCGGCGGCAGCGGCAGUCGCCGGAGGAGCAUCAUGCCGAGGAGGAAGCAGCAGGCGCCCCGGCGCGCAGCAGCCUAUGUUUCAGAUGAGUUAAAGGCUGCCGCCCUGGUAGACGAAGAUAUAGACCCAGAGGAGAGCCUGGCAGAUGGGGAGCCCUCGGCUAAGUACAUGUGCCCAGAAAAGGAGCUCAGCAAGACCUGCCCCAGCUACCAGAACUCCCCAGCGGCAGAGUUUUCCAGCCACGAGAUGGACAGUGAGUCCCACAUCAGUGAGACUAGUGACCGGAUGGCCGACUUUGAAAGUGGCUCCAUCAAGAACGAAGAGGAGACCAAGGAGGUGGCGGUCCCACCGGAAGACACGACCGUGUCGGACAGCCUGGAGCAGAUGAAGGCCGUGUACAACAACUUCCUCUCCAACUCGUACUGGUCCAGCCUCACCCUCAACCUGCAUCAGCCGUCCUCGGAGAAGAACAACGGGAGCAGCAGCAGCAGCAGCAGUAGCAGCAGCAGCUGCGGCAGCGGGAGCUUCGACUGGCACCAGAGCGCCAUGGCCAAGACCCUGCAGCAGGUGUCCCAGAGCCGCAUGCUGCCCGAGCCCAGCCUGUUCAGCACCGUGCAGCUGUACCGGCAGAGCAGCAAGCUCUACGGCUCCAUCUUCACAGGGGCCAGCAAGUUCCGCUGCAAAGACUGCAGCGCCGCCUACGACACCCUGGUGGAGUUGACGGUGCACAUGAACGAGACGGGGCACUACCGCGACGACAACCACGAGACUGACAACAACAACCCCAAGCGCUGGUCCAAGCCCCGCAAACGCUCGCUGCUGGAAAUGGAAGGGAAGGAGGACGCCCAGAAGGUGUUGAAGUGCAUGUACUGUGGCCACUCGUUCGAGUCCCUCCAGGACUUGAGUGUCCAUAUGAUCAAAACGAAACACUACCAAAAAGUGCCUCUGAAGGAACCUGUCACUCCCGUCACCGCCAAAAUCAUCCCUGCCACUCGCAAGAAGCCCUCGCUGGAGCUGGAGCUCCCCAGCUCCCCGGACUCCACCGGCGGCACCCCCAAAGCUGCCAUGGCGGACACGAACGACGUGCUUCAGAAGAACUCCAACCCAUACAUCACGCCAAAUAACCGCUACGGCCACCAGAACGGGGCCAGCUACGCCUGGCACUUCGAGGCCCGCAAGUCCCAGAUCCUCAAGUGCAUGGAGUGCGGCAGCUCACACGACACACUGCAGGAGCUCACGGCCCACAUGAUGGUGACUGGCCACUUCAUCAAGGUCACCAACUCGGCCAUGAAGAAGGGGAAGCCCAUCAUGGAGACGCCUGUCACGCCCAGCAUCACCACCCUGCUGGAUGAGAAGGUGCAAUCCGUGCCCCUGGCCGCCACCACCUUCACGUCCCCCUCCAACACGCCCGCCAGCGUCUCCCCGAAACUGAACGUGGAGGUCAAGAAGGAGGCCGACAAAGAGAAAGCGGUCACCGACGAGAAGCCUAAGGAAAAGGAGAAGGCCUGUGAGGAGGAGGAGAAGUACGACAUCUCUUCCAAGUACCACUAUUUGACUGAGAACGACUUAGAAGAGAGUCCCAAGGGGGGGCUUGAUAUCCUCAAGUCCCUAGAAAACACAGUGACGUCUGCCAUCAAUAAGGCCCAGAACGGCACCCCCAGCUGGGGGGGCUACCCCAGCAUCCACGCCGCCUACCAGCUCCCCAACAUGAUGAAGCUGUCUCUGGGCUCCGCGGGGAAGAGCGCGCCCCUGAAGCCCAUGUUUGGCAACAGUGACGUCGUGUCCCCCACGAAGAACCAGACCCUGAUCUCUCCGCCCAGCAGCCAGACCUCCCCCAUGCCCAAAACAAACUUUCACGCCAUGGAGGAGCUGGUGAAAAAAGUCACCGAGAAAGUUGCCAAAGUUGAGGAGAAAAUGAAGGAGCCCGAGGGCAAGCUUUCUCCGCCCAAGCGGGCCACCCCGUCCCCGUGCAGCAGCGACAUCAGUGAGCCCGUCAGGAUGGAGGCGUCCAGCGAUGGGGGCUUCAAAAGCCAGGAGGACAGCCCCAGCCCCCAGCGGGACGGCUGCAAGGAAGGGAGCCCCUCAGCAGAGCCGGUGGAGAACGGCAAGGACCUGGUGAAGCCCAUGAGCAGCGGCCUGAGCAGCAGCACGGCCAUCAUCACCGACCACCCGCCGGAGCAGCCCUUCGUUAACCCCCUGAGCGCCCUCCAGUCGGUCAUGAACAUCCACCUGGGCAAGGCUGCCAAGCCCUCCCUCCCUGCCCUCGACCCCAUGAGCAUGCUUUUCAAGAUGAGCAACAGCCUGGCCGAGAAGGCAGCGGUGGCCACCCCACCACCCCUGCAGUCCAAGAAGGUGGACCACCUCGACCGCUAUUUCUACCACGUCAACAACGACCAACCCAUAGACUUGACAAAAGGGAAGAGUGACAAAGGCUGCUCUUUGGGUUCAGUGCUUUUGUCGCCCACGUCCACAUCCCCAGCAACCUCCUCAUCCACGGUGACAACGGCAAAGACCUCUGCCGUCGUAUCGUUCAUGUCCAACUCGCCGCUCCGCGAGAACGCCUUGUCCGAUAUAUCCGAUAUGCUGAAGAACUUGACAGAGAGCCACACGUCCAAGUCCUCCACCCCUUCCAGCGUCUCCGAGAAGUCUGACAUUGACGGCGCCACCCUAGAGGAGGCCGAGGAGGUGACGCCUGCGCAAAAGAGGAAGGGCCGCCAAUCAAACUGGAACCCCCAGCACCUGCUGAUCCUCCAGGCCCAGUUUGCCGCCAGCCUCCGGCAAACCUCAGAGGGCAAGUAUAUCAUGUCGGACCUGAGCCCCCAGGAGCGCAUGCACAUCUCAAGGUUCACCGGGCUCUCCAUGACGACCAUCAGCCACUGGCUGGCCAACGUGAAGUACCAGCUGCGAAGGACAGGUGGAACAAAGUUCCUCAAAAACUUGGACACGGGUCACCCCGUGUUCUUUUGUAAUGACUGCGCGUCACAAAUCAGGACUCCCUCCACGUACAUCAGCCAUCUCGAGUCACACCUGGGCUUCCGGCUACGGGAUUUGUCCAAACUGUCCACCGAACAGAUUAACAAUCAGAUAGCACAAACCAAGUCACCGUCAGAAAAACUGGUGACGUCCUCCCCCGAGGAGGACCUGGGGACCUCCUACCAGUGCAAACUUUGCAAUCGGACCUUUGCGAGCAAGCAUGCGGUUAAACUUCACCUCAGCAAAACACACGGGAAAUCCCCAGAGGACCACCUUCUGUACGUUUCCGAGUUAGAGAAGCAGUAGCGUUUGCUUUCGAUGAAAACGACUGUGAUUUGCUUUGAGGGAAACUGUUGCAGGCACCUUAAGGCCCCUCUGUCUUGUUCUAGGCACAUGUUCUUAUUUUAACUGCAGAGAAUCACUCUGGGCUGGACUGUUUUGUAUAACUGUACAGUGUUUAAUAGAGGUGCAUACUCAGCUGUUGUCACUGGUAAAAUAUGAAAGUUAAAACGCAGUGGUAGGUGUUUGGAACUUUGUGUAAAUGGGAUUUAGUUGUGAGCAUCCCCCGAUGCUUCAAGCUGCAUGCAUUAACAGACAGUUUAAUUAAGCAUUUAUGACGAAACCGGCCACAUUUUUCCACGCGGCCGAGUGUGCUGGCAUUUUUCACCCUUUCAUCUUUAGCCCUCUGAGUACUUUGAAGCACUUUUGCAUUAAUUUGGUUAAAAAAUAAAAUAAAAUAAUGAUAAUGUAUGAAGCUCUGUUUUUUAAAUUCCUUACCAGCUUAGUUAUAAUUAAUAAUAUGAACCUCCAUUUAUGCAGGUCUGCAGGGGUAUAACACGCCUUGAAAUUUAAAAGAAUAUUAUUUUCACAUUGAAACAUAGAUGUAUAUAUUGUAUAGAUUUCAGACUCUCUUAUGAAAAAUGUGAUUGUGGGUAAAUGACCUUUUUUCCUGCAUUUAUAGCAACAGUGUUUUAUGUACCUGCUAUGCUCUGGGCAUAAGCCGUGCCUAUGUAUAGUGUAUAUUUCUUUUUCUUUUUUUUUAAGGUCUAUGGGUUUUGUUUUUUUACAUGCAAACAUUGUAAAUUAUACAGAAGAUACCACAGAUAACAUUUAUAAAGUAUACAGAAACAUUAUCUGAAAGCAAAGUAUGAUUGUUUGUUUUGCUAUACAGUACAUCUAUAUUGAUAGAGGUUCACGUUUAAAUUAUACAUAUUUAUUAGCAUCAUAUUAUCAUUUGUUUUGAGCAGUCUGAAUAAACGAGGCCAGGAAAUCCAUCCAUGGCAGGCAUCAUAACUAUUUUGCACAUGAUUUUUAAAGGUAUUUAUUAGAAAUCAAAAAAAAAAAAACGCUCAAAAUAAACUCAGUGCUCAAAGGGGUAAGUCUAUUUCAAAAGGAAAAAAAAAAAGAACAAAAAAAGAGAGAGAACUUGUACUGUAUUUCCUAAACAUUGAUAAAGCCUUUAAAAUGUUUGUACUGUAAUACUUUGCUUAAAAGUCACGAGGCAUUCUGUGAUACAACCUCUUUUACUUAUUUAUAAGCCCUCUUGGUUGCUAUUCCAUAUUGUAGGAUGCCUUUUUUAUUUCAAUUGGUAACUUUCUGUUUUGUUCUUCCUAAUUAUUCUCCCAAGAUCCCACACUGCAGCUUUAUCUUUAGGCUUAUGAAAGGUAACCCGUGGUUACCGGCUCUCCAAGUGAUUCUGUUCUUCUCCAUUUUUGGCAGUUAAUUUGCAGAAGUAACUGACAGCUGACACCAUAUGAGAACCUAUGUAUAAAAUAUUGGCAUGUAAACAGCACAGACACUCUGUGCCCUGUUUUGUUGUUGACAAUGAACCACCAUUAUGUGACUCUUCAUAUAACCCUCUUUUCUACGGCAGCAUUAAAAUUGUCUUUUUGCUAUAAUUUUGUGUUGCGUUCA